UGCGCGAAAUUUGUCCAUCAACACACGACAUAAAACUGGAACUUGCAAUCUCGUGGCACGUGUGUUAAUCUCAUCUUCUAGAGACGGAAAUCCAUAAAAAAAGAAUAAAAAGAACUGGAUUAAAUUUUUUCAAAAUGGAUUCUAAGAAGACUGGACCGAUCGACAAUGCGUGGUCAUUGAAAAUUCCACAGUUUAAAGAGAAGGAUAACCCCCAUCGUCUCCUCGAGGAGAGUUCAUUCGCAACUAUGUUUCCAAAAUAUCGGGAACAAUAUUUGAAAGAACAUUGGUCGUUGGUUCAGAAAGUGCUAGCCGAGCAUCAUAUCAAGGCUGAACUCGAUCUCAUUGAAGGUAGCAUGACAGUGAAAACCACAAGAAAAACGUGGGACCCGUAUAUUAUUAUCAAAGCACGCGACAUGCUCAAACUCAUGGCUCGUUCCGUUCCCUUCGAGCAAGCAAUGAGAGUUCUCCAGGAUGACAUUGCUGCAGACGUCAUAAAGAUAUCCUCGCUUGUCAGGAACAAGGAUAAAUUCGUCAAAAGGAGACAAAGGCUGAUCGGGCCAAACGGAUGCAAUCUCAAAUCUAUUGAACUGCUCACCAAUUGUUAUGUGGUAGUCCAGGGUCAAACUGUGUCGGCACUGGGACCUUAUAAGGGUUUACAGCAAGUGAGAAAAGUAGUAGAAGAUACAAUGAAGAAUAUUCAUCCAGUUUAUAGCCUUAAAGCAUUGAUGCUCAAAAGAGAACUUGCCAAGAAUCCAAAAUUGAAGAAUGAGAAUUGGGAGCGUUAUCUUCCCAAAUACAACAGUAAGAAUAUAAGCAAGCGCAAAGAACCGAAGAAGAAGAAGGUAAAGAAACCAUAUACUCCAUUCCCACCGCCUCAGCCAGAAAGCAAACUUGAUAAGGAGAUGGCAUCUGGUGAGUACUUUUUGAAGGAGGAACAGAAGAGGGCAAAGAAAAGGAAGGAACAGGAAGCGAGACAUGAGGAGGCAACUAAGAGAAGGCAGGAACGCAGAGCACAAGCAUUUGUACCACCAGAAGAAAAGCCUGUUCAAAAGUGAAACUGCUAAAAAACUGUGAUAUUAACAUUAUACAAAUGAAGAAGAAAGUUUAAUAAGAACUCUGAAGAAGUGCAAGAUAGAAUAAUAUCAUAAUGCAAGUUAUAACAGGCUACCUUUCAUGAUAACAAUAAUACGAUAAGUACAUAGUAUGUAAAGUAAAUGAAAAGGUAUGAAAAAUUGAAUUUUGUUACACAAAUAUAAAUUUACGGAAAUAUCCCGUUAUUUUAUUAAAAAAACUUGUUUUUAUAAUUAAUGUAAUAUAUCGCAUUCUUAACAUAUAUUUAUAUAUAUAUAAUUUUUUUUACAUUCUUGUAAAAUAUGGAGCAGAGGAAAUUUCGGUAUUUAGCAUUUUGAAAACUAAUAUACUUAGAAUGUAUUAUAUAUACAUUUUUUUUCAAUAAUAUAUAUAUAUUUUUAUUUAUUAAAUUUUACAGAAUAUUUUGAAUGUUUCAAAAAAACAAUCUUGAUAAAAUAAAAUUCUGCACAUAUUUUUACAGACAUUAUAUUGUAAAAAUAUAAUGUUAUUAAUCAUAUUUUUUCUCUGUUUGACUUAUUACUUUUGAUUCUGCUUUUUUGAAGCAUAUUUUAUUCUAAGUAAUAUAUAAAGUCUUCAAUAUACUAAUACCUUGCGUGAUUCGAUACAGUCACCAUUUCAAAUCUCGCCACAAAAUUAUCGUAAUAAAGUAGCGGAUGCUAAAUUAGCCCUGAAUCAUUUUCCAAUAUCCAAAAUUGCUCUUAUCAGACAAAAUAUUGGACUAAUAUAUCGUAUUCGUCGUAUGACAAGGGUGUAAAUGCUCGUUCAAUAUAAUACAGCGCUCUUAUUCUAUCUGCACCACAAUUUCGCUUCUUGAGUACAAAUUUUCAUAUUACUGAAUACAUCUAUAUUAACAUUGACUGGUUAUCCGCUAUCUUAAUAUUAGGCUCGAGUCGCCUAUUAUCUUAUUUUACUGAUUUUGGAAGUACAACAUUUCGUUAACUUAUAUCUAUACUUCUUCUCUUUUAUGUCGUGGAUAUAUUUAUUUACAGAUAUAUGAGUAUAUGUAUAUGUAUAUGAAUAUGAAUAUGAUUAUGGCAAUCCCGCUUACAUGAGAAAUGCACGGAACCGAGUAAUAAAUACGUAUACACGCUGAUUGCAAAACAA
Cataglyphis hispanica is the source of this 2196-nucleotide messenger RNA. It is a transcript of the gene dbe, whose product is annotated as KRR1 small subunit processome component homolog. NCBI's taxonomy places the organism in Eukaryota, Metazoa, Arthropoda, Insecta, Hymenoptera, Formicidae. The record is from RefSeq and is a predicted model, not a curated record. Gene Ontology annotation, cellular component: small-subunit processome; nucleolus. The transcript has a single exon. Gene Ontology annotation, molecular function: RNA binding. The coding region runs from base 135 to 1055 and encodes 306 amino acids.